This is a messenger RNA of Chara braunii, 6006 nucleotides long. The record is from the annotation of a GenBank genome assembly. NCBI's taxonomy places the organism in Eukaryota, Viridiplantae, Streptophyta, Charophyceae, Charales, Characeae.
GCGGGCUCGGGCUUACGUGUGGAAAUGUACCGAAAUUGACGACCGAAGGAACGAGUAGCAACGCGCUCCCGCGCUCAUGGCGCUGUUUGAAGCCGCCGGCUGUGAGGUGAAGUGAAGCGAUGACUUGGAGAAAGCGGGGAAGGGCUUCAGAGUUCAGCCAGUGACUUGCAUCUAUAUCUAUAUGUAUAUAUCAAUCAUUAUGAUGGAGUCGAGCAGAGCAGCGGUCAGCGUACAUGAACAAUUCUUGAUUUGAGUCGAUCAGCGGCCGGUGUACUUCACAUACUCUCGACUUGAACCAUUUCGAAUCAAGUCGAUGGGCAGCAGGCAGGGCACUUGAACUACCUAUUAUGGAACCGCAAGUCGACUAGCGGGGGCAGUGUAGUCGAACUGCCAUCGAACUGAGCAGCGGAGUGUAGUUGAGCGUAGCGACGUGUGGUCGGGUGUUAGGCGUGCCGCAGAUGCGAGAGGAGCGAGCGAGCGAACGCACGCGCAGGGAACGACAAGAACGCUGCGUAAGCGAAGCGAGAAGAGGGAGGAAGGGGGAAGGAAGCGCAAGGCGCAAGUGAGGAGGAAGGAUCAGGCGCAAACAUGCAUGCUGCGGCGGCACCGACUUGCCCGUCGGCGCUUGCCACUCACCACUCGGAUGAUCUCACAACCAAUGUGCGACACCCGCCGUCCAGUUCGGUGACGUCAACCGGAAAUCAAAGAUCAGUGACGGCUCAUAGGGGAACGGGCGGCUGCUGCUAUUCUCAAGGCGGCUUCCAGGGGAGGAGGGGGAACGCGCGCGCUUCGGCGCUCGUUGACGAGGGCGCUGGCGGGAGAUCCGAGGCAAGCGGAAGACGGCGGGCAGCUAGCCAGGGGCGGGAUGGCGCGGUAUUCGUAGCGGCGGGAGGUAGAGUCGCACAUGUCGCACAGGGUGCAUGUGCGCGUCAGCAGCUGAAUCCUGGUGGCAGAGAGGCGGUCGCUGCCGCGACUCGAUUGUCUUGUGAGAGCAACUAUUGUGUAUCCUGGGCUACGGCUUCUCAUCCUCGCUCCCUUUCUCCUUCGCCUGCUUUCCGUUGUGGGCAAUCACCUCGUUGCGCUUCCAGCGGCUUCUCGUCCUUGUCAUCUUCCGUUUGCGACGGCCGAUGGGGAAUUUCUGGUAGCCUCAGAUCGUCUUUUCUUCGGGGUUCAGAUGCCGCGAGGAGUUGUCAACACUUGUUUCUCCGAGAUCGCGCCGAAAAUAUGGUGCACGUUCAAUCCGACUUCCGCAUGCGGGCUAUGGUGACCACUGGGUCACCAGCACAGGGACAGCAGACGAGGGCAACCUUCGUACUUGAUGGGCAUGGCGAACUGGAGGUUCUGUCAUCAAGCGCAUCUGAUGGCAAAGGGGCACAUAUAGAGUUUAAAAUCUCAGGGUGGCCGCUUGUUGAGGCCCCCGUCCUCCUUCAUUGGGGUGCCACAAAAGAGGGUCAAAAUGUGUGGGUACUUCCACCUGAAUCCCAGCUUCCCAGGGGCACAAGAAAUUACAAGGAGCGUGCCCUUCAGACCCCUUUUAAAAGGUCUGGAGACAAGGCAAUAUUGGCACUUGACUUUCCAGAUGCUUCUGCUUACAGUGGAAUAGAGUUCCUGCUGAAGGAUGAUUCGAAGAACCAUUGGUACAAAUUUAAUGGUGGCAACUUCCGUGUUGCAAUCCCAGGAAGAAAAAGCAAUCAAGUGGUCCAGGUUCCAGAUGACCUGGUAUCAGUGCAGGCGUACCUCCGAUGGGAAAAGAAUGGGCGACAGAACUACUCUGCUGAGCAGCAACAGAGAGAGUACGAAAUAGCGCGGAGCGAGCUCGAAAAUGAAGUGAGGAUGGGGAUGACAAUCGAGCAAUUGGCAAGGAAGCUGCUAGGUCCUGGAGCAGACACUGGUCGCUCUACCAAAGGGUCGGCCAGAACGUAUGAGGAGCGCAGUGUUGCUCAAGUUCCCGAAGAUCUGGUGCAAAUUCAAGCCUUUCUCAGAUGGGAGCGGGCAGGAAAGCCAAACUACAGCCUGGAGAAGCAGCAGAGUGAGUACCAAGAAGCAAGGCGGGAUCUGGAAGCAGCUGUUGCGAAGGGAAACAUGAGCAUUGAUGCCCUCCGACAUCAAUUGGUCAAGGGAGAUGGUAUCGCCAUGUCAAACAAGCCAGAUAGUGGGACCACUGCGCCUCCUCUUGGCAGGAAGGGUGGUUCGCGGAGGAUUCAGCGGAAGAACUGGAACCUGGACGAGAUAGUUAAUCGACAUGCGAAGCGUGUAGUGAGGAAGACAGAUGAUGAGGAGGCUGCAGAGGUCCUGAAAGGACCACCAGGACCUGUGGGAGAAUUAUCGCCUCUGGAUCUGGGAGCGCAAGUCAUGGAGGGAGCCGAUCAGGGUGUGGUGGUUUUGAAGAAAACACAUGUUUUGCCGCCUGGCUCGAAGCUCCUGAUUUUGGUGACAAAUCAUGGAGGAGAAGUAAGGGUGCACAUUGCAAGUGAUUCUCAGGAAGAGUUGAUACUUCACUGGGGCAUGACAAAAGACAAAAUGAAAGUAUGGAAGACUCCGCCAACUGGCUUGCGACCAGAGGGGACUUUCGAGACUGCAGGAGGAUCAUGCGAGACGCACUUCAAGAGAGGAUUUGCAGGAGAUUUAUCACUUCAGUCAGUGGAGCUGGUUAUACCUGAAGCUGAGGCGUCUGACUACACCGGCCUUUCAUUUGUCGUUCGGAGGGGGAGUGAAUGGUUCAAGGACAAGAAUUUCGCUGAUUUCCAUGCACCUUUGGCACCCCCUAGCUCAGUUGCUCAGCAUGUUUCAGAUGGUAAAGGUACCUGCAAGUGGCUCCUUGACCAGAUUGCCGAUUCCGAGAGUGAUGCUGAACGUUCGCUGAUGCACAGGUUCAACCUUGCUGCAGGAUUCCUUCAGGCUGCAAAGAGUGAAGGAGAGCUGGCACUUGCGGCUGUGUUUAUUUGGCUGCGCUUCAUGGCGACACGACAAUUGAUAUGGAACAAGAACUACAACGUCAAACCUAGGGAGCUGAGUGCUGCACAAGAUCGGUUGACGGAUGGGCUGCAGCAACUAUUUGUUGAGCAGCCCCAUUUUAGGGAGCUUGCGCGGAUGAUGCUGAGCACGGUAGGCCGUGGAGGACAAGGAGAUGUUGGACAGAGAAUACGUGAUGAAAUUCUUGUGAUCCAGCAAAAUAAUAGCUGCAAAGGAGGGAUGAUGGAAGAGUGGCAUCAGAAGCUUCACAACAAUACGACUCCUGAUGAUGUUGUUAUUUGCCAGGCACUCAUAGACUUCAUUAACAGUGGGUUCCAGAUGGAUGCAUACUGGAAGACGCUGAAUUCUAAUGGGGUGACUCGCGAGCGUCUUGCAAGUUUUGACCGUCCUAUUGUUUCCGAGCCCAGGUUUAGCCGAGACCAGGCAAAUGGGUUAGUCCGUGACCUGUCUUCCUAUAUGAAGACCCUUAAGGCUGUUCAUUCGGGAGCAGAUCUCGAGUCCGCCAUAGCUGUGGCACUGGGCUACAAGCUGGAAGGUUGCAGGGUUGCCAAAACCGUGGAGAUUCAGCCGAUUGGGGGACUUCCAAGAGAUCUAAAUCCACUGUUGGAAUAUGUUCUAGCUAAUCACGAUAGCAAGGAUGUGGUAUCCCUGCUAGAGGCGCUUGUGGAAGCAAGGAGGGAGAUCCGGCCAUCUCUUCUUAAGGCGAGCAAUAGACUGAAGGACAUUAUAUAUUUAGAUUUGGCACUGGACUCGGCUGUCAGAACAGCAGUGGAGCGUGGCAUGGAGAACGUCCACAAUGUCGGUGCUGCGGAUGUAAUAUACCUGGUAGCGCUUGUGCUGGAGAAUCUUUGCCUUUCGACUGAUGACAAUCUCGAGCUUGUAUAUUGUUUGAAGAUUGAUAUUUUUGCAGAAGAGGUAGUUAGAGCAGGAUCGGCUGCAUCGUUAUCGAUAUUGCUGAACCGUCUAAACCCAAUGUUGAGGGCUGCUGCUGACAUGGGAAGUUGGCAAAUUAUUAGUCCGCAUGAAGCCAGAGGGUUUGUGGAAGUUGUGGAUGCAUUGGGACCUGUGCAACACAAAGAGUAUGGAAGGCCGACUGUUCUUUUGGCGGGAAGAGUGAUGGGAGAGGAGGAAAUCCCAUCAGGAGUGGUUGCAUUACUCACACCUGAUAUGCCCGACAUUCUCUCCCAUGUCUCGGUUCGUGCUCGCAAUGGGAAGGUUUGCUUCGCAACUUGUUUUGACCGGAACACUUUCUCAGAUUUGCAAGCCUUGAAGGACCGGGCAGUUAGGGUUGCCCCGAAAUCGUCUGCGGAUCUUGAAUACAGUGAAAUUGCUGCGGAUGAAGUGCGAAGUGUAACGACUGGAGGAGAUGAUGAAAGUGAUGUGGAAAAUGGAUUUUAUCCUGACGCCAAGGGGAUCAACAUAGAGAAGAAGAAAUUCCUUGGGCGAUUUGCGAUCUCUGCAGAUGAGUUCACCUCUGAGCUGGUUGGAGCGAAGUCCAGAAAUAUUGUUGGUUUGAGAGGGAAGCUGCCGUCCUGGAUCAAGCUGCCAAACUCUGUGGCUCUUCCUUUCGGAGUCUUUGAGAAAGUUCUCUCGGACAAAAUCAACAAGGAUGUUGCCAAGGAGAUUGAAGCACUCUCGAAGGAGCUGCAUGCUGGCGAUUUGUCGAAGCUGAAGGAGAUCCGUAAGGCUGUGCUCGGAUUGAAGCCACCACAGGAAUUGGUGACUGAGCUGCGUGAGAAAAUGAUCUCCUCUGGCAUGCCAUGGCCAGGGGAUGCAGGGGAGCAGCGAUGGGAGGAGGCGUGGCUAGCAAUCAAAAGGGUUUGGGCAUCUAAAUGGAACGAGAGGGCGUAUCUGAGCACCAGGAAGGCUAAGAUCAAUCAUGACCUAGUCUGCAUGGCUGUGCUUGUGCAAGAGAUUGUUCAAGCAGACUAUGCGUUUGUCAUUCAUACCACCAACCCAUCCAAUGAUGACGCCUCAGAAAUCUAUGCUGAGGUGGUGAAGGGCUUGGGAGAGACCCUUGUGGGAGCCUAUCCAGGAAGGGCACUCAGCGCUGUUGCAAAGAAGUCGAACGUCCACGCACCUAAGGUUGUCGGUUUCCCUAGCAAACGUGUCGGCCUUUUCACACCGCCAUCCAUCAUUUUCCGAUCCGACUCCAAUGGUGAAGAUCUGGAGGGCUAUGCUGGAGCAGGGCUGUAUGACAGUGUGCCCAUGGAUGCAAAUGAGGAGAAGUUUGUUGACUACUCGACAGAUCCGUUGGCCACCGAUAACCAAUUUCAGCAAAGAAUUCUCAGCAAGAUCAUAGAGGCUGGAUAUUUGGUUGAGCAGGUUCUGGGCUCGGCGCAGGAUAUAGAGGGUUGCAUUAAGAAAGAGGAUUUGUGCAUUGUACAGACAAGGCCACAGAUGUAAAGACAGCGGGACGAGCGACAGUCAGGCAUAUGUACAAAUUCAUUGGGCCAGGCUUGUGGGAACACCUAUGCCGAGGACCUAUGGGCUGCCUCGCUGCACUUCUCAACAUUCGACAAGUAUCUGGACGGGAGCUGGACCAGAUUCAUUUGGACAGAUCAAACAUGUCCACUGUAUUGGGACCACUUUCAGCUCCACAUGUGUUUAGAAUGUUGUGCGGUGGAGCAAGGAACUCGUUGUCUAUUUGUUUGGAUGGUGGUGGCUGGUGAAAACGACGAGGGAAGACGAAGAGUGUUGACAGUUGCUUGUGGUAGGAAUUGGAAUUUGGAGUGAUUGGCGAAGUCUGCAGGUUGAGUUUGAUUUCCGAUUAGCUUUCGUCUACUGUCACUCUAAACUGGCUAGACCUGCAUCACCCUCCUUGUUUGAUUGUGUGAUGUGCUGAGUUUGUACCACUGUAUGGCGCGUGUCCAUGGCUGUGUCCAUGGCUUAGUCGUGGUUCGGGUCCGUUUGAUCAUGGUUUAGAUGUUUAUACAGUCCUUGUUAUCAUGGUUUAGAUGUUUAUACAGUCCUUGUUCUCAGAGUAUAUGGUGUCAUGUGCAGCUUGACAUUGAAUGAAAACCCUGUCAGUGA